Torulaspora delbrueckii is the source of this 1629-nucleotide messenger RNA. It is a transcript of the gene ALG6, whose product is annotated as dolichyl-P-Glc:Man(9)GlcNAc(2)-PP-dolichol alpha-1,3-glucosyltransferase. The record is from RefSeq and is a predicted model, not a curated record. The transcript has a single exon. The coding region runs from base 1 to 1629 and encodes 542 amino acids. Lineage: Eukaryota; Fungi; Ascomycota; Saccharomycetes; Saccharomycetales; Saccharomycetaceae. Gene Ontology annotation, biological process: protein N-linked glycosylation. Gene Ontology annotation, cellular component: endoplasmic reticulum membrane. Gene Ontology annotation, molecular function: dolichyl pyrophosphate Man9GlcNAc2 alpha-1,3-glucosyltransferase activity.
AUGGCGCCCAAGAACAAGGAGGCAAAGCGGAAUACUGUCGAGGAAUCCUUUUAUGCUUCACCUCUAUAUGAUUUUCUCUACCCAUUUAGACCUGCUGGGAGCCAGUGGCUAACUGAGUAUGUGAUCGUUCUCUUCGCCUUAAUAAUAGGCUGCGCCGUUGGCCAUGGAUCAUAUUCAGGGCAGUUUAGUCCACCAAUGUUUGGUGAUUUUGAGGCUCAAAGGCAUUGGAUGGAAAUAACUCAACAUUUGGCACCUUCUCAAUGGUAUUGGUUUGACUUGGAAUAUUGGGGUUUAGACUAUCCUCCUCUAACCGCCUACCAUUCGUAUGUCCUUGGUAAGAUUGGUUCCUUCAUAAAGCCUGAGUGGUUUGAGCUUAAUGAAUCCAGAGGAAUCGAAACCCCAGAUUUGAAGACGUUCAUGAGAUUCACUGUUUUACUUAGCGAAGGUUUGUUCUACAUACCUGCUGUGGUUUAUUUUACUAAAUGGUUGGGAAAGCAUAGACAAAAAUCACCAAUUGGGCAAUUCAUUAGCGCAGCAGCCAUAUUGUUCCAGCCAUCAUUGAUGCUAAUAGAUCAUGGACACUUCCAGUAUAAUUGCGUUAUGCUCGGAUUGACUGUUUACGCGAUUAAUAGUCUCUUCGAGGAAUUUUAUGCUGUUGCCGCCAUCUGCUUUGUUCUAUCCAUCUGUUUCAAGCAAAUGGCACUUUACUAUGCACCUAUCUUCUUCGCUUAUUUAUUGAGCAAGUCUCUAUUUUCUCCAAGAUUUAAUUUCCCCAGGUUGUUUGCCAUUGCCGUUGCUACUGUGUUAUCUUUUGCAGCAAUGUAUGCUCCUCUCUACAUAUUCGGCGGCGGAUUGGCAAACGUUAUACAGUCUGUUCACCGCAUCUUCCCAUUUGCAAGAGGGAUCUUCGAGGACAAGGUUGCCAACUUUUGGUGCGUUACUAACGUAUUCUUCAAGUACAAAAAUAUCUUCCCCCAAGAGCAGCUACAAUUAUACUCAUUGAUCGCAACCAUGCUCGGUUUCCUACCGGCAGUUAUUGUGAUCUUCCUGUACCCAAAGAAGCACAUUAUAUGUUACGCGCUGGCUACAUGCUCAAUGUCGUUUUAUCUUUUCAGCUUUCAAGUCCACGAGAAAACAAUUUUGGUACCGCUUUUGCCAAUCACACUUCUUUACACAUCUUCCAACUGGGAUGUACUCUCCAUGGCAAACUGGAUCAACAACGUUGGUUUAUUCACUUUGUAUCCUCUUUUAAAGAAAGAUGGUCUCACAUUGCAAUACUUCGUCUGCUUCACUCUAAGUAACUGGUUGCUUGGAAAUUUUAGUUUCGUGACCCCCAAGUUCUUGCCUAAAUUUCUGACACCUGGUCCUUCAGUUAGCAGUGUUGACAUUAACUACAGACGUAGGAGCUUUUUACCAAGUAAUGUUAUUUGGAAAAUCAUCAUAGUGAGCUCCUAUACGGCAAUGGGUGUCCUGCAUGUCGUUGAUUUUGUUAUGGGACCUCCAGUAAGUUAUCCAGAUCUUUGGGUACUACUGAAUUGCGCUUUAGGAUUUGGUUGUUUUACAUUGUUUUGGCUUUGGAGCUACUACAUGUUAUUUACCAUGCCGCGCAAAACGUUGCAACAACUUUAA